UGGUGUCUGUCGUAAGAUACAUUUAGCUCCUUCCUGUAUUGUUGGUUCGUGGUUGUUUUCAGUUGUUUUGGUUGUGGCUUCAGAGCGGAGGUUCCUUUAAUUUUCCAGAGAGAGCACGUGACGAUGUUGAUUUGAUACAGGGUACACCUGGAGGUUCACUUCAAACCUCCUGCUAGUAGACGGAGUGAAACAGAGAAAAAAAUAUAGAGACAAGCAGACGUAGGUAACUGGGUCGAAAGAUGGGUAAUCAUCAGUCGAGCAAGAGGGAUUCCUCGAUGAAGAGCGAAAAGGGUGGAACGACUGGAAGUGGAAACGGGCAUCAUAGAAAGAAGAGCAUCACCAAGUUGAUGAUGACAACAGGUAGUUCUUCGCCAACAACCAAUGGGGCGGAUUCACCAACUGCAGCAACCAAUAGCAAACCGGCUUCGCAGCUUUUACCCGUCGAGAAACUCGCCAAGAUUUUAACCCAGAAGACACAGCAAGAGGAAAGUGUCCAUGGAGUCGGAUUGGCAACAUUCUCAAAAUACUUGUUUCCAAGGUAUCCUGUUUUAGCUGAAAAGUUGUUCAAGCAUUUCCAUACACGUGCGAACUCCAAGCACGACCACCUCACCUCCAAUGCCUUUAAACAGCAAUGUGAUAAACUGUUCUCAAUAUUGGAUGAUGAUACCAUAAGGGAUAAUAUGGUGAUGAUGUUCGCUGACGAUCACUGCGAGAGUGGUCCCACGAUGUCGCCUGAUGGGAUGAAGGUGAUGCUGAUGUGCGCAUACCACGUUUCUAUGGACCACUACUCCGAGGGUCCUCAGAUGUGUCUAGUAAUAAGCAAGACGCUGAAGUCCGUCGUCGAUAGCUGCUUCCACACCAAGAUGCAACUCUCGGUGCAGUUCGUUUCUCAUUGGCUAGAAGCCAACUGUCCCAGGUUAAUCACGCCUUUACAUCGCUAUGCUGUCCACUCUCUAGCCACGUCGUACCGCAGUCUUGAGAUUGAAGGUCCCUCCCUAGUAGCAGAGAAACAGGAAGACGAUGAAUCCGAAGGUUUGGAAUUGGCGACUCCUGUGUUGGAGCAACCACCACCGUUCGGCGAUAAACCACCGCAUCCUCACCUGCUACAGAUGAGCAUGUCCUGGUUGUUGGCAGGAGCGCUGCCACCUCUAUAUUCGCGCCCCCAAAAAGCACACUCUCCGACAAACAGUGGAGUUGGCUUGACCAGCAUCGCAUUCCUUUCAAAGUUCCUGUGCUCCGUGCCCUCGCAUUGGAUCAACCUGUACGACUCUGACGAGAUGGGUCUCGGGGCGAAUCGUUUCUUGCACCACGUGCUCGCCUACAAAGGCGCCACCCUAACACUACUUAAAGCCGAGGGUGGUUCCAUCUUCUGUAUAGCUGCACCAUGCGAAUGGAAAGAGACCCACGUGUACUGGGGCGGUGAGGAGUCCUGUUGCUUCCAGCUCUUCCCUAAAUUCGCGAUGCUCGAGAAGGGCUCAAAGAUGCUAUACCUGAACACCUCUGUGCGCGGAUAUCCUUUGGGUCUAAGGGCGGGCAAGGAUCCCCGCGCUCCAAUCAUAUCCGUGGAAGGCGGGUUUGAUAAGCUGCAGUUCCGUAAGAUCCCCUACAAUUUGCAGUGCAUUGAAGUAUGGGGAUGUGGUGAUCAGAGCAGUCGGGAAGUACAGCUGGAUAUCAAGAAAUGGCAGGUUAAAGAGGCGGAGCGACAGCGUUGCGUGAAAUUGAGCGCCGCUGAUUGGUUGGAUCAUCCUGAUAGGUAUUUGCUAGAAUUGGCGGGUCGACCCCAAUAUCACCAAAAACAGAACUAGCUACUGUCCUUUCAAAAUUCCAUCCCCAAGGUAAAUUUCUUCUUUUUUAUAACGAACACAGACACAAAUACUAUUUGACAAAUUAACAAUAAUUAUUAUUUUACAAUUUGGUGCCAUCUACUUACUUUGUACUCAAACUAUUCUCAAAUUUAGAGAGGUGCAGUAUUAUCUUGAUUGUUGAUAGGAAAGGCACUGACUGAAACAAUUAGUGAUCAUUUGUGUGUCAUGUCUUCCUUACGAUUCGGUACUUAAUUCAUAUUAGUAUUACUGUUAUUUGGCACUCGUUUAUUAUUAAUUAUUACUAAUAUUAGAUUGUUAUUCCAAUAUAUAAAUAUAUUUAACGUAGGAGAAGGCAAGGAGAAGAGAAAGAGAAAAUAUUUUAUAUUCGGAACGAGUUUAUUAGAUACUUAACAAGGAAAACGACAGACUAAUUGUAUUAUUUAUUAUUUAUAUUAUUGUAUUAUAUUACUAUUAUUAUUUCAUUUGAUUGGAUUUAUAUAUGUUAUCUAUCCAUCGCGAAGGGAGAGGAGCUAAAGCGAAAUUUCUAGUUAAUCUUGUCAAAUAUACAUAUAUUUAUAUUAUAUUGUCAAUAUUUUUGCAAGUUGUAAAAAGGAUUGAGAUGAAUCUGAAAGGAUAACCGACCCGAUCUACAAAUAUAUAUAUUAUAUACA
Messenger RNA from Nicrophorus vespilloides, 2476 nucleotides. RefSeq lists its product as uncharacterized. The coding region runs from base 240 to 1805 and encodes 521 amino acids. The record is from RefSeq and is a predicted model, not a curated record. Lineage: Eukaryota; Metazoa; Arthropoda; Insecta; Coleoptera; Silphidae. The transcript has 8 exons.